This is a messenger RNA of Diaporthe batatas, 1205 nucleotides long. RefSeq lists its product as uncharacterized. Gene Ontology annotation, molecular function: NAD binding; magnesium ion binding; oxidoreductase activity, acting on the CH-OH group of donors, NAD or NADP as acceptor. NCBI's taxonomy places the organism in Eukaryota, Fungi, Ascomycota, Sordariomycetes, Diaporthales, Diaporthaceae. The coding region runs from base 99 to 1205 and encodes 368 amino acids. The transcript has a single exon. The record is from RefSeq and is a predicted model, not a curated record.
AGCCGACCUAGGUCAACUACUUCACCUACCGCACUCAACACGUAUCCCAUAUUCAGUGGAAAUAUCAUCACCGCCUGUAUCUGAACAACUGCGUCGAUAUGGCAUCCACCAUAAGCAACAAGCCUCUCCGCAUCGCCGUCGUGCCCGGGGACGGCAUCGGAACCGAGGUCAUGCCCUACGGCGUGCGUUGUGUCCAAGCUGCAGCAUCUCUCUUCAACAUUCCCAUGGAGUUUACAUCCUUCGACUUUGCAAGCUGUGCCUACUACGCUAAACACGGAGACAUGCUGCCACCCAACUGGAAGGAGACUUUGAGCGGCUACGACGCAAUCUAUUUUGGCGCCGUGGGACUGCCCGACCAGGUCCCAGACGACGUGUCGUUGUGGGGCAGCCUGCUCAAGUUCCGUCGCGAGUUCGACCAGUAUAUCAACCUCCGACCCAGCCGUCUCAUGCCGGGCGUCAAGUGCCCCCUGGCAGGUCGCAAACCGGGCGACAUCGACUUCUGGAUCGUAAGGGAGAACACCGAAGGGGAAUACAGCAGCAUCGGCGGCAAGAUGUUCGAGGGUACCGACCGGGAGACUGUCAUUCAGGAGACCGUCAUGACCCGCAUCGGCGUUGACCGCGUGCUCAAGUAUGCGUUCGACCUGGCGCAGAGCAGGCCGCGGAGGAAGCUCACCAGUGCGACCAAGAGCAACGGGAUAUCCAUCACGAUGCCGUACUGGGACAGCAGGGUGAAAGAGAUGGCUACCAAGUAUCCCGAGGUGAACGUCGAGAAGUACCACAUCGACAUUCUGACUGCUCAUUUCGUGCAGCGGCCCCAGAUCUUCGAUGUUGUAGUGGGAAGUAAUUUGUUUGGCGAUAUCCUGUCCGAUCUUGGCCCUGCCUGCACUGGCACGAUUGGCAUAGCUCCCUCGGGAAACAUUAACCCGGACAAGAAAUUUCCCAGCCUCUUCGAACCUGUUCACGGAAGCGCUCCUGAUAUAAUGGGCAAGGACAUCGCGAAUCCCGUCGGUAUGAUCUGGGCAGGCUCCAUGAUGCUGCAGCACCUAGGCCACCAGAAUGCAGCCGACGUCAUGUUGAGGGCCAUCGAAGCUGUCCUCGCACGGUCAGAACCGGGUGUCAUGACCGCUGAUAUGGGGGGCAAGGGAACCACAAAGAGUCUGGGGGAGGCUGUGGAACAGGAAAUCCUCGCAACCAAAACGCAGUGA